CAUUUAAACGAUUGGAUUAAUUACUAGGUAAUAUUGUAAAAAAUUUGAAACGAAAGUCUAAAAUUUGGCAUUAUGCGUAUUUAAAUCAUUUCCCAUUUUUGAGGUUUGCUUCAGUGACCACAAAAUAUUACUUAUGCGAUAAACCAGCAAAACAUUGUUAUGUAUAUGCGUAUACGUACGUAUGUAGUUACACGAGUCUGUAGUUUUUUGGCUUCUUUAACAAAGUUAGUUGCAAAUUAUGUAUGAGAAGGUCAACCAGCUUUUUGUUACCAUAAGUUUUCUUCUUGCAGACCUUGGUCAUGGCUUUCAUUUCAUAUGGGAUAGUCUUAUUCUUUUCGCAUUACAUUUCUAAGGUUAUUAUGAAGAUUUAACAAAAUCUGGUUUAGAUUUUAUUCUUUCUGCUUAAUUUUGUCGUUAAUAUUACAAAUUGACAAGAGAAAACAAACUUGUGCAAGUUCCUAGGCUGCAUGCUGCAAAAAAGCUAGGAAAUAAUGGCGACACGAAUAGAAAUGAUGGUGACACCAGAAAAUCGAUAUUCUGUGCCUGAAAAUAAACCAAAAUAUGGAAGAAGAGCAGUUGGAGGACAAAAGUCUUGUCAUGUUUGUGGAGAGCAAGCAAAAUCCUGUAACUACGGUGGAAUGUCUUGUCAUUGUUGCAAAUCUUUUUUCAGGCAUUUCGUACUUCAAAGGUUAAAGCCCAACUCAAAAAUCAGCUCGUGUAAAUACAAAGGAAACUGUUCAAUCGACAAAGUUUCGAGAAAGAAAUGCAAAACCUGUCGAUUCUACAAAUGUCUACAAAUUGGGAUGGAUGUCCGGUGGGUGGUGUCAGAUCAUGCCAAGAAAACCAAUAAACCAGACAAAAAAGAUGACAAAUUGACCCGUUCAUGUACUCCUGAGCCACGGACAGAAAAAGCAAUUUCCCCUCAGUUUAGAAUAUCUGAUGAAGAUUUGAUGAAAAUUGAAAAUCUUUCAAGGAUUUAUGAAAAAUCGUGUGAAGCAAUUCCCUACAAUUUUCCAUGUCGUGGUCAAAACGAGGUUUUAACCAAUACAAAAUCUAGGAUUUUAAUUAUUGGAAUAUUAUCGACGGCAAUUAGGAGAUUCGUCUACUUUGCGAGGAUGAUUUCUGAAUUUAAUAAUCUUUCAUUAAUCGAUCAAACAAAUUUGUUGAAGAAUUCAGUCCUUCAAAUAAUACUUUUAAGAAGUGCGGCCACAUAUCAUAUAGAAAGUAAUACACUAUUUCGUUUGGAUGAAAAUUACCCAGAAAAUUACCCAGAACUAGGGUUGGACGAAGUAGCACAUCUCUUCCCAUCAGACUUGUUUGAAAUGCACAUACAACUUUACUCGAGAAUUAAAAACAUAGCUCCUGACGAGAAUAGUAUAAUGCUACUUAUUCCACUAGUCAUAUUUUCAGACUCUGGUGGAUCUGAGGAGUCAGUGUUUGAUGAUCGACAAAAAAUUAACUCUGCUCAAGAAGUAUAUGCAGAAUUGUUGCAAAAAUAUUUAAUAUCAAAGUAUGGUAUAGCAAGGGGGAGACAAAUUUUUCCGAGGCUCAUCUCUCAGCUCGCAGAACUUUGCCUUGUGGGGCAGCUCCAUCAAGGACUUCCAUUGAAUCUGACCGAGGCUCAAGUCGAUAAAAUGCAUCAACAUCUUUGGAAAUUGCAAAAUACAACAAAGUCAAAUCAGUCUAAAAAUGAGGAUGUCAUUUCAUCUUCUGAAAGGAGAAAGCAGAAUUCAGACACCUCACCAACACCAAUUCCACCAGCUACAAACCCAGCCAUCAAAUCCCCACCUGAGAGAAAAUCGUAUUUUGAUGAAGGGACUCCAAGUCCGGAAGAGGCAGAAAGUUCUUCCAUUUUUCAACUGAUCCGGUCGUUUGCCAAUAUUACUGGUGAAACCAUAAUUAAACCAAAGUACUUUUCAUCUGGACCGCAUAUCGGCGUCGAAAAAGCCUUUAUGCGAAGAAUGCCGCAACUUUUGAUGAACCCCUUAGAUACCUUGGUUAAUAAUAAUUGAGAUCCGGAUAGAACAAGUAUGUAAAUAGUUUGGUGUAUACAUGAAUUUACAUAUUUACCUAUGUAUACAUAACAAAGGUUGAAUCAUUGUAUUUACAAUUUAUAACGCUUAUAAAAUAAUUAUGAUGAAUGUGUAUGAUGGCGUCAGUAAUUUAUUCUGUACAUCGAUUAUUGGUAAAAAUGCAUAUGUGGAAUAUUUAUUUGAUUAAUUAAAGAUACGGCAAAUGUAGCAUGUAACGUUCAAUUUGUUAUGCAAAUUUCGAUGCAGGUUGCAGUUUUUUGUUUAAAUAUUUUCUCUUGAAAAUUAUCUACACAAGCUUCGUUCCCACACACAAUGUGUGUCAACAACCUUUAAUGUUUGUAGCUGAAACUGAUAAAUUUUGAUCUGCUGCUCAUUUCAUGCCUGAGGAUAAGUUAUCUAUAUAUGUCUUGUAAAUAAGACAAUGAUAAUUCAGUUGCCGAAAUUGGAUCAAAUAAUUCAUACGAGUAAAACAGUCAGGAGUCUGGAAAUUCAUUCCAUCAUAAUUACAUAAGUACAUUAAGAUAACAUUUCAGAAUAAAGCAAGAUAUUCUUCAUUUAUAUUAAUUGAUCGGAAGAAUGGACACUGCCGAAGAAUUAUCAGAACCAUUUAAACUAGUUAUGCCACAAGAUUAUUCCAUUUUGACUGACAUUUUGAAACACAGAAUUCCCCAAUCUGGAGGUAUGUAUAACAUAGUUCGCACACUAGACAACCUUGAAGCAGAACAAAGUACGAAAUGUUUCACAUUGAACGGGGACUUGACUUCAAAUGCAUUACUUUUAAUUAUAAUUGAGACAUUGGAUUUCGGUCAGAAUAUUAGUACGUCGAUACCGGACGGAUUUGUAGCUGACUCAAAAAUAAAAGAGGCGUUGAGAUCUACGAAAAUAAUAAAUUGGAAGGGAUCCUACAUGUUCGUGGGUAUUGAACGAUCAUUAUCCAGCACCAUUUUGGACAUCGGAUCUUUCACCUUUGGGAACACAGUACAAUUAGCGCCAACCAAUUCUUACUGGGUGGAUCCGAAGAUAGUAGCUAGCCUCGAAUUUAAGGAACUACUAAAUCAAGAGGAUGCCGAUGGGGAGGAAGACGGUAUAUGCGUAAGAAAUCUUGACAUUGACCAGGGCACCUCAUUCAUGAUGAAGAAUUGGACCUACGCCCGGAGUGAGGCUGGAUUAAGGAAAAUGAUUUCAAACAAUAUUUCUGCCGGCGUUUAUCACCAAGGAGAGCUUGUAACUGCUGGGAUGCUUUCAAGUCAUGGUAUGUUGGGACCCUUAGUCACAUCACUGCCACACCGAAGGAAAGGGUACGGAACCAAAUGCGCCCAAUUUCUGGUAAAAGAAAUGUUAAGGAGGGGACUAUAUUUGAUAAGCUCGGCUGCUAAGGAGAAUGUUCGCUCUAUUGCUCUUCAUCUUAAACUUAUGAGCCUGACGCAUGAAUCAGAUUGGAUAUUUCAUACAGCAUUUGAUAGCAGUAAGUAAUGGUGGAAACCUUAAUUUGACAGUGUAAUAUUUAUAAAUUGAUUUUGAAUAAAUCAUUAUUUCGAUA
Folsomia candida is the source of this 3573-nucleotide messenger RNA. Its product is annotated as thyroid hormone receptor beta-A. Bases 492 to 2012 code for a protein of 506 amino acids. NCBI's taxonomy places the organism in Eukaryota, Metazoa, Arthropoda, Collembola, Entomobryomorpha, Isotomidae. Gene Ontology annotation, molecular function: RNA polymerase II cis-regulatory region sequence-specific DNA binding; nuclear receptor activity; zinc ion binding. Gene Ontology annotation, biological process: cell differentiation; negative regulation of transcription by RNA polymerase II; positive regulation of transcription by RNA polymerase II. The record is from RefSeq and is a predicted model, not a curated record. The transcript is spliced from 9 exons.